ACUCAAGGUUCAAUGGAAAUCGCUGGGGGGCUAACGUUAGGAAGGGCGACACUUUUUUGAUUUUCUCUCUUAAUUAUCAAGUAUUUUCGAGUCAAACAAAUUACGAAAAUUUAGAGGCAAAAUCCGUACUGAUCAAUGUCAUAUCUCGAUCUUACUCUUAGAUGCUAUUUUUUUCACUUCGCUUCAAUCGCGUAUCAUCAUUCUUUUCUAUGGUGUGUCAUUUAUACUUUUCUGAUACAGAAAAUAACGACUAUGACACGAUGUAUCACAACGUCGUUCACCGUCGAUGUCUUUCUGUGCACCACUGCAAUCGGAAUGCAGCAGCUUGCGGCCUACCAGCAGAGUAGCCACGCGCUCACUACCAUCGUCAAAUGAAUGUUCAAAUUGAAGUUCUUGGUCGGUUUACCCCACGCAAACGCUUUCGUCCAGCGGCAACCAAGCAUGCGGCAAGGUAAGAAUAACUUCAAUGAUGUCUAGAGAAGGUAUUGGGUCUUUAAAGAAGAUGUUGUUCGGGAAUGAUGUCACAAAGUGGCUCAAUUCGACGGAGUACGCACUGUACUAUUAAUUACGCAACAAUUAUGCAAAAUAAAAUACUGUACUGCUGU
Molecule: messenger RNA, 605 nt
Organism: Plasmopara halstedii
Lineage: Eukaryota; Oomycota; Peronosporomycetes; Peronosporales; Peronosporaceae
Exons: 1
Coding region: 162-347 (61 amino acids)
Source: RefSeq, a predicted model, not a curated record